AGCUGCACAUUUCAUUGAGAACUUGGAAGUCAGCGGGUGAACAUCUGAAAACUCCGUGCUGCUGCAGACUUUUACUCCUUCCUGUCUGCGCUGGGAUUUACCUGACGGAGGAUUCCGGAUUUCCACCCCACAUCUGGAGUAUCAAAGCGCGGAUCUAUGCGAACCCCACGCGGGAGUCCACAACGUCUGUGAAGCUGAAGAGGAGGAAUGCAUCGUUUCUUAGCGAAACUGUGUCUUCUCAUUCCGGCGAUCGUCCUCUCACAAGGUCUAAAAUGCUCCCUACCCACUGAAUCAUGCCUAAAUGGAGGGAGAUGUGUGGCCACCUCUAGUGGCAAUGGAGAAUGCAGGUGUCCCAGUGACUAUAUUGGCAACCGGUGCCAGUAUCCCAGCCCAUGCAGCCCUUCACCCUGCCGCAAUGGUGGAAGAUGCCGUGCAGUUUCCCGUGGCAACACCUUUGACUUUCUCUGUGAGUGUCCCCUGGGUUUUACCGACAGGCUGUGCCUCACCCCCACCAACCACGCCUGCAUGAGCGCCCCGUGUCGCAAUGGAGGAACGUGUGAACUUAUUGCUCUCACUGAUUUCCGAUGCCAAUGUCCACCAGGAUGGACAGGAAAAUCUUGCCAAACUCCCAACCCAUGUGCUUCCAAUCCAUGUGCAAACGGUGGACAAUGUUCAUCUUUAGAUUCCACCUACAGGUGCACAUGCCCUCCCAACUUCCAUGGCCAAACUUGCAAGCUGGAUGUGAAUGAGUGUGCCCAGACCCCGUAUCUCUGUCUAAAUGGUGGCAUUUGUGUAAAUGAGGUUGGCUCUUACCACUGCCGCUGCCCACAAGAGUAUACUGGCCAGCACUGUCAAACCCCUUACGUGCCCUGCAGCCCCUCACCAUGUCAGAAUGGAGGCACUUGUGUCCAGAAAGGAGAUACCACCUACGACUGCAGCUGCCUUCCAGGCUUCAUGGGUCAGCACUGUGAGCACAACAUUGAUGAUUGUCCAGGACACAACUGUCAGAAUGGUGGGGUAUGUGCAGAUGGAGUCAACACCUACAACUGCCAGUGUCCGCCUCAUUACACAGGACAAUACUGCACAGAAAAUGUAGACGAGUGUGAGAUGAUGCCCAAUGUAUGUCAAAAUGGAGGGACAUGCCACGACACCCACGGCAGCUACCACUGCGUCUGUGUCAACGGGUGGACAGGUGACGAUUGCAGCAAAAACAUUGACGACUGCGCCGCUGCUGCUUGCUUUCAUGGUGCUACGUGCCAUGAUCGUGUAGCCUCAUUCUUUUGCGAGUGUCCUCAUGGCCGUACUGGGCUGCUGUGCCAUUUGGAUGAUGCCUGCAUCAGCAACCCCUGCCAAAAAGGUUCAAACUGUGACACAAAUCCCGUGAAUGGAAAGGCGAUUUGUACAUGUCCACCAGGUUACACAGGAUCUGCCUGCAACUUGGAUAUUGACGAGUGUGCCCUUGGUGCCAACCCUUGUGAGCAUGGUGGUCGCUGCCUCAACACAUUAGGCUCUUUCCAGUGCAAGUGUCUGCAAGGGUAUGAAGGACCUCGCUGUGAGAUGGAUGUGAAUGAAUGCAUGUCCAACCCCUGCCAAAAUGACGCUACCUGUCUUGACCAAAUUGGAGGAUUCCACUGCAUCUGUAUGCCAGGAUACGAAGGUGUGUUUUGCCAUAUUGACACUGACGAGUGCGCCAGUCAGCCUUGUCUCAACAAUGGCAAAUGCAUCGACAAGAUCAACUCUUUCUACUGCGAGUGCCCCAAAGGGUUUUCAGGAAACCUGUGUCAGGUGGAUAUUGAUGAGUGUGCCAGUACACCCUGCAGGAAUGGCGCCAAAUGUACAGACGGUCCCAACAAGUAUAAUUGUGAAUGUGCUGAAGGUUACACAGGCCAACACUGUGAGAUUGACAUCAACGAGUGCUACUCUGAUCCUUGCCACUAUGGCACUUGUAAAGAUGGUCUUGCGUCUUUCACCUGCUACUGCCGCCCUGGCUACACUGGCCGCUUGUGCGAAACCAACAUCAAUGAAUGUCUCAGCCAGCCUUGUAAGAACGGUGGCACCUGCCAGGACAGGGAGAACUCCUACAUCUGCUCCUGCCCUAAAGGGACCGCAGGUUUCAAUUGUGAGAUCAACCUGGACGAUUGCAAAAGCCAGCCCUGCGACUAUGGGAGGUGUAUCGACAAAAUCAAUGGCUAUGAGUGUGCAUGCAGGCCAGGUUACACAGGCACAAUGUGCAACAUUAACAUCGAUGACUGUGCCAUCAACCCAUGCCACAACGGGGGCACAUGCAUUGAUGGCAUCAACAGCUUCACUUGCCUCUGUCCAGAGGGCUACAACGAUGCCACCUGUUUGUCGCAGGUUGACGAAUGCAGCAGCAACCCUUGUAUCCACGGCCUUUGUCAAGACCUCAUUAAUGGCUAUAAAUGUACCUGUGACUCCGGAUGGAGCGGUCAAAACUGUGAUAUCAACAAGAACGAAUGCGAUUCCAACCCCUGCAUGAACGGGGGCACGUGCAAGGACAUGACCAGUGGAUACCACUGCACAUGCAGAGUCGGCUUCACUGGACCCAACUGCCAAACUAACAUCAAUGAGUGUGCCUCCAACCCCUGCCUCAACCAGGGGACUUGCAUUGACGAUGUGGCCGGAUACAAGUGCAACUGUUUGCUGCCUUACACCGGUGAAAACUGCGAAACCCUGCUGGCCCCCUGCAGUUCCCGUCCCUGUAAAAAUGGUGGUGUGUGCAAGGAGGCUGAAGACUACCAGAGCUUUUCUUGCAUCUGCCCUGAAGGAUGGCAAGGCCAAACAUGUGAAAUUGACAUCAACGAAUGUGUGAAAAGUCCGUGCUGGAACGGUGCUUUUUGCCUCAACACCAUGGGGGGCUACCAGUGCAAGUGUCAACCAGGUUUCACAGGCCAAAAAUGUGAAACAGACAUCGAUGACUGCAAACCAAACCCCUGCAGUAAUGGAGGUCUGUGCCACGAUGGGAUCAGCAGUUUCACAUGCACAUGUCUGCCUGGCUUUCGUGGCGGCAGGUGUGAGCAGGACAUAAAUGAGUGUGAAAGUAACCCCUGUAAGAAUGGGGCCAACUGCACUGACUGUGUCAACAGCUACACCUGCACCUGCCCUACAGGGUUUAGUGGCAUCAACUGUGAGAUCAACACCAACGAUUGCACUGACAGCUCGUGCUUCAACGGUGGUACUUGUGUGGAUGGAAUCAAUUCCUUCACUUGCCUGUGUCUCACUGGAUUCACUGGAAGCUAUUGCCAAUUUGAUAUCAAUGAGUGUGAUUCCAAGCCUUGCCUCAAUGGAGGAACUUGUCUUGAUGGUUAUGGGACGUAUAAGUGCACCUGUCCUCAUGGCUACACAGGAGUAAACUGUCAGCAUCUUGUCCGAUGGUGUGACUCCUCCCCCUGUAAGAACGGAGGAACAUGCUGGCAGCAGGGAGCUUCUUACACAUGUCAAUGCCAGACUGGGUGGACUGGCCUGUAUUGUGACAUCCCGAGUGUUUCUUGUGAGGUUGCUGCCAAACAGCAAGGUGUGGAGGUGAACCAGCUGUGCAGGAAUUCAGGCCAGUGUUUGGAUGCUGGAAGCACACAUCACUGCCGUUGCCAGGCUGGUUACACUGGGAGUUAUUGCCAAGAACAGGUGGAUGAGUGCUCACCCAACCCUUGCCAGAAUGGAGCAACCUGUACCGACUAUCUUGGAGGUUACAGUUGUGAGUGUGUCCCUGGUUACCAUGGUGUUAACUGCUCCAAAGAGAUCAAUGAAUGCCAGUCUCAACCCUGCCAGAAUGGUGGUACCUGCAUUGAUCUUAUCAACACCUACAAAUGCUCUUGUCCUAGAGGAACACAGGGUGUCCAUUGUGAGAUGAACUUGGAUGAUUGCAACCCCUUCAACGAUCCUUUCACAAAUGAGCCCAAGUGCUUUAACAAUGGCAGGUGUGUGGACCGCAUUGGAGGCUACCAGUGCAUGUGCCCUCCAGGCUAUGUUGGUGAACGGUGCGAAGGCGAUGUAAAUGAGUGUCUGUCGGAUCCCUGCGACCCCAGAGGGUCCUACAACUGCAUUCAGCUAAUGAACAGUUACCGCUGUGAAUGCCGUACUGGCUAUACAGGACAGCGUUGUGACAAGGUUUUCGAUGGCUGUAAAGGACGACCCUGCAGAAAUGGAGGAACUUGUGCAGUUGCCAGCAACACACCCCAUGGUUUCAUCUGCAAAUGCCCACCUGGCUUUACUGGUUCCUCUUGCGAAUACGACUCCCACUCUUGUGGAAGUCUGAACUGCAAGAACGGUGGUACAUGUGUGUCGGGUCACCUAGGUCCCCGCUGCCUGUGUCCUUCAGCUUUUACUGGGCCAGAGUGUGAAACCCCCACAGACAGCCUUUGCAUUUCCAAUCCCUGUUACAAUGGCGGUACGUGCCAGACCACCCCUAACGCUCCCUUCUUCAAGUGCAGCUGCCCCAGCAACUUCAACGGCCUUCUUUGCCACAUACUGGAUUACUCCUUUGUCGGGGGGUUUGGCCGAGAUAUCACCCCACCUCCAGAGGUGGAGGUAAGCUGUGGGAUUCCACAGUGUGAUGAGUGGGCUGGCAAUCACAUCUGCGACUCACUGUGCAACAACCAUGCCUGUGGCUGGGAUGGAGGAGACUGCUCUCUUAAUUUUGAUGAUCCUUGGAAGAACUGCUCUGCUGCUCUGCAGUGCUGGCGUUACUUCAAUGAUGGGAAGUGUGACGGCCAGUGUAACAGCCCAGGAUGCCUCUAUGAUGGCUUUGACUGCCAAGGACAAGAAGGGCAGUGCAAUCCAUUAUAUGAUCAGUAUUGCAAGGACCAUUACGCUGACGGUCACUGCGACCAAGGCUGUAACAACGCAGAAUGUGAAUGGGAUGGCCUGGAUUGCGCCAACAACAUGCCAGAGAAGCUGGCAGAUGGACAUUUAGUUCUGGUGGUCCACAUUCCCCCAGAAGUGCUUAAAAACCGCUCAUCAUCAUUCCUCAGAGAGCUCAGCAGUGUCCUCCACACCAACGUGGUGUUUCGCCGCGAUGCCAAAGGAGAGCCCAUGAUUUUCCCUUACUACGGGAAUGAACAGGACCUGGUCAAACACAGCAUGCUUAAACGCUCUGCAGACGGCUGGCCGGAGUGGGCCUCGGUACCCGCCAAUGUCUUGGAUCAGAUGAAGGAGAGUGUCUCCUCUGUGGUUACUUCAAGGAGACGCAGAGAACUGGAUCCAGUACAAGUCAAAGGGUCUAUUGUGUACCUUGAGAUUGACAACCGGCAGUGUUACCAGCAGUCCUCUGAAUGCUUUCAGAGCGCCACAGACGUUGCUGCAUUCCUUGGAGCAUUGGCCAGCAGUGGACAUCUCAAAGUUCCUUAUAUUGAAGCUGUCACAAGUGUGAGGCCACCUGGAUCCACUUCUGAGCUCUACCCAAUGUACAUAAUCUUCCUGGGCUUGGCAGCUCUUGGUUUUAUAUGCUUAGGUGUUCUGGUGUCCCGCAAACGGCGGCGAGAGCAUGGCCAGCUCUGGUUUCCAGAAGGAUUUAAAGUAUCUGAACCUAGCAAAAAGAAACGCAGAGAGCCAUUGGGGGAAGACUCUGUUGGACUGAAACCUAUGAAAAACUCUGACAUCAAUCUUAUGGAUGACAAUCAAAAUGAAUGGGGUGAUGAUGAUCCAGACUGUAGGCGCUAUAGGUUGGAGGAGCAGGCCAUGUUAGAUUUAUGUGAUCACACCGAUCAAAGGAAAUGGACCCAACAACACCUGGAUGCCGCUGACCUGCGGAUUGCAUCCAUUGCUCCUACGCCUCCUCAGGGAGAAAUAGAGAAUGACUGCAUGGAUGUCAACGUCCGGGGACCAGAUGGGUUCACCCCUUUGAUGAUUGCCUCCUGCAGUGGUGGAGGAUUGGAGACCGGUAACAGUGAGGAAGAGGAGGAUCCUUCAGUAGAAAUAAUAUCAGACUUCAUCUAUCAGGGAGCCAACCUCCACAACCAGACUGACAGAACGGGGGAGACUGCCCUCCACCUGGCAGCCCGUUAUGCUCGAUCAGAUGCUGCCAAACGCCUCUUGGAAUCAAGUGCUGAUGCCAACGUUCAAGACAACAUGGGUCGCACUCCCCUUCAUGCUGCUGUAGCUGCUGAUGCACAAGGAGUAUUCCAGAUUUUGAUCAGAAAUCGGGCCACCGAUUUAGACGCCCGCAUGCAUGACGGAACAACACCUUUAAUACUUGCUGCUCGCUUGGCGGUGGAGGGAAUGGCCGAGGAGCUCAUCAACUCUCACGCUGAUCCCAAUGCCACAGAUGACUCUGGCAAAUCUGCUCUUCACUGGGCUGCUGCUGUAAACAAUGUGGAGGCUGCCUUGGUCUUGUUGAAGAAUGGUGCCAACAAGGAUAUGCAAGAUAACAAGGAGGAGACACCACUGUUCCUUGCAGCCCGUGAAGGCAGUUACGAGACAGCAAAGGUACUUCUGGAUCACUUUGCCAACCGUGAAAUUACAGACCACCUCGACCAGCUGCCCCGGGAUAUCGCCCAGGAACGCAUGCACCAUGACAUUGUUCGUCUUCUGGAUGAGUACAAUGUGGUACGAAGUCCAGGUCUCCACAGUGCCCCCGUAAACACCUCCACCCUUUCGCCCCCGCUCUGCUCUCCCAAUGACUAUCUCAGCAACCUGAAGCCAGGCCAGUCUGUGAAAAAGGUUCGUAAAAUUAGCUCCAGUGGAAAAGGAGGAAAAGAUGGGUGCAAAGACAAGCUGAAAAAGAAGAAGUCUUUGGAUGGGAAGAGUAACUUGUUGGAUACAUCAGCAGUUCUCUCCCCUGUUGAAUCCCUUGAGUCUCCCCAUGCCUAUCUGUCAGACGUGGCUUCUCCUCCCAUGCCUUCCCCCUUCCAGCAGUCCCCACCUAUGUCCUUGAAUCAACUGCAAGGCAACGGGGACUCCCACAUAGGCCAGGUGAGCAUGGGCAAAGAUUUGGGUUGCAUUUCUUUUGACCCAACACCACCUCGCCUAUCCCACCUGCCUGUGCCCACCUCCAAUACUCAGGGCACAACAUCCAUCAGCAACCGAGGAGGUCAGUGCGACUGGGUCUCCAGGAUGCAUCAUGAUGUAAGUCAGCAAGGAAGCUACACCCAAGCAGCGACACACAACAUGCUGGGUCCCCUGCAUGGAGUUAGCACUGCCACUUUGUCUCAGAUAAUGGGCUACCAGAAUGUGCAGACCAGUCACCUGAGUUCACCCUCACACAUGCUGCAGCAGGUUCACUCACGGCAGCUGCAGCACCAGAACUCAAACUCCACUGGAGCUGGUCAAACCCUCAGCCAGAACUUUCCCACCAUUGAACUGAACGGCUCCGAACUGCCGCAAAACAGCAGCUCAGGCCGGUCAGUGCCAAUCCACACCGUGAUGCCCCAGGAGACGCAGAUGUUGGGAACUCAGUUUCUUACCCCUCCUUCCCAGCACAGCUAUUCAGCCCCAAUGGACAACACUCCCAGCCACCAGCUCCAGGUCCCCGACCACCCGUUUCUCACCCCUUCCCCUGGGUCCCCCGACCAGUGGUCCAGCUCGUCUCCACAUUCCAACCUGUCCGAUUGGUCAGAGGGCAUCUCCAGCCCACCCACAAGUAUCCACUCACAGAUGAAUCUCAUCCCAGACCAGUUUAAGUAGAAGUAGGAAAACCUGGACUCUCAGCUGUAUGUACAAACACAGAAAGUGACAAAGACUGAAUCCGUUUUUAUUACCAGUUUUUAUACUAAUAAGAUACUUUUUAGCUAUUUUGUAUUUAUUUAUGAGCGGUUUUUUUUACCUGAAAUAAAAAGAUGAUUUUAUAUUUAUGUUUUUAUUUGUUCUAUUUGUUUUGUUUUGUGUGAAAACCAUAGAAACUCUUGAAAAGAAAUGUAUAUCAGAAAGAAAGUCUCCUAGGUGUGUACACUGGUUAUUUAUUUGUCUUCUGCUGAUAUCUGAGUUUAUUUGGAAAUGUUUGGAGCUUCAGUUGCUACAAAUUUAAACUUUUGGAGUCAGUUUAUGAAAUGCUUCUUUUGGACUUGCAUAAAUAUUUUAAGUUCUCAGUAUUAAGUAUAUGUUAACCACCUUUUUUUUUUAUUACAAGUUUUGUCACAUUUUCACUAAGUCUUAUCACUGAAUAUGUGUUGGACGAUGAUUUAAUAUAUUUUUACGAAGCGUCACCUUUUCUUGCACGUUACAUCUUUUUGUAAUUGAGGAGAGGAACCAUUGUAAUGAAACUUUGGACCUUUAUAAGCACAGAACGUAUAGGAUGUUGUUCAGACAGAGCAAAAAAGCAUUUAAAUCUGAGCCUAUUUUUAAAUAACCUAUGGUCUGGGCUGGUGCUGAGUUACUGAUUUGUGGCAACCAAUGAUGCAAAGCGUGUUUCUUUGUUGCAUGUUGUUUCACAAAUCACUGUUUAUGGUUACCAUGUUUAACCUGUUCAAUGUUGAAUUGUAGACCUGCUGUAGAGCGCUGGAAUGUUACAUUUGCCACCGUUUUUGAAAAAAAAAAAAAAAAGUGCCAGUGUAAUUUUUUUUCUGCUCGUUUUUCCCAUGAAAAGCAACAUAAUUGUGAGAUUUCUUGUAAAACGGGGCAAAAUUUGUAAAAGAAAUCGGACCUUUGUAUGUUUAACGACAUCACCUGCACUUUGUAAAGGAGUGUGGUUAGGGUGUCUAAAUGUCAUGUUUUAUAAACUAAUCCAGAGGUAAAGAUGUGUGUUUUUUUAUGAGAAUAACUAAAAUCUUCAUGCACAGCUGUAGAAAAGAUUUCCAUGUGAAAUGAUUUCUUAAGAAAUGUCUGAUAAAAAAUAAAUGUUAUGUAAAAUUGUCACGAUUCAAUAAAUAAAUAAAGUUAAGCCUUAAAA
This is a messenger RNA of Oryzias latipes (Japanese medaka), 8839 nucleotides long. RefSeq names its product notch receptor 1a (gene notch1a). Gene Ontology annotation, cellular component: membrane. Gene Ontology annotation, biological process: regulation of DNA-templated transcription; regulation of developmental process; cell differentiation. The record is from RefSeq and is a predicted model, not a curated record. Gene Ontology annotation, molecular function: calcium ion binding; signaling receptor activity; protein binding. NCBI's taxonomy places the organism in Eukaryota, Metazoa, Chordata, Actinopteri, Beloniformes, Adrianichthyidae.